CAAGUUGAAGACGAAGAUCGGCGCUGGGCGGCUGAUGGGCCCCAAGGGUGUGGCCGUGGACCGCAAUGGCCACAUCAUCGUGGUGGACAACAAGGCCUGCUGCGUCUUCAUCUUCCAGUCCAAUGGGAAGCUGGUGACCAAGUUCGGCAGCCGCGGCACAGCGGAGCGGCAGUUUGCAGGUACCCUCGAUGGUAAUACCGCGACCGGCAGGUCCUUAAUACUGCAUGCCUUUGGCUUCGUGCUGGGCCAGCCUGGGCCCCACUUCGUUGCUGUUAACAACAAGAACGAGAUCGUGGUGACCGACUUCCACAACCACUCGGUGAAGGUGUACAGUGCCGAUGGCGAGUUCCUCUUCAAGUUUGGCUCACACGGGGAGGGGAACGGGCAGUUCAACGCCCCCACCGGCGUGGCCGUGGAUUCCAAUGGCAACAUCAUCGUGGCCGACUGGGGCAACAGCCGGAUCCAGGUCUUCGACAGCUCAGGCUCCUUCCUGUCCUACAUCAACACGCUGGCCGACCCGCUGUAUGGGCCGCAGGGCCUGGCACUCACCUCGGACGGACACGUGGUGGUGGCCGACUCGGGCAACCACUGUUUCAAGGCCUAUCGCUACCUGCAGUAGCUGAGGGGCACUGGGCGAGCCCCAGCCUGCACCUGCCCCGCUGCCUGGACUAGAGACCAAGGGGCCGCUCCCCCACCAGCAGGCUUGUGCUGAGUGCCCAGCCCCACUGGGGGGGCCUGCAGGAGCCCUAGGCCUCCCAAACUACAGUGCAAGAGCCCGGCGAGGGGGGACCCACCCCUGAGCCUGCCGGCCCAUGCCCCAGAGCAAGGAGACUGGCCCGUGGAGAGGGGCGGCCCAGCGGGUCCCCCCGGUUGCAGUGAAGGUUAGGGGCUGUCCUCCCUUCCCCCCACACCUGGGCCCUUUGGUGUUUGUUGAGGGGCUGCCCCUCACCCCAGCCAUCCGGGCCAGAUGGUCAAUGGGAAUGCAGGAGCUGGGGCCGUUGUUCCUUCUCUCUGGGGUGCAGCAUCUCCUGCUCAUCAUCGCCCCCCAUACCCACCACCCUCUGAGCCCCCCAGCACUGCCUGCCCCCCAGUGCAAUCCAGCACCCGCACCUCCCACACCCCUGUACAACCCAGCACCGCCUGCCCCCCUGUAAAACAUAGCACCACUGCCCGCCCCCCAGUGCCCGCAGCACCGCCCACUCCCCUGUAGAACCUAGCACCACCGCCCCCCAGUGCAACCCAGCAGUGCCCGCAGCAACGCCCAGCCCCCAGUGCAACCCCUCACCGCCUGCCCACUGCCUUUGGUGCCACCCAGCAAUGCCUGCCCUCUGUACCUGCCAGCAACACCUGCCCAGCCCCCCGGUGCCCGCCAGCAAUGCCCACCCCCUGCCCUGCUGUGCCCCUGCUGCCCCCAUGUGCCCCCAGCAAUGCCUGUUGUGCUCCCUGGCACCUCUCACCUCUCCAGUGUCUCCCAGCUGUGCACCCCACCAGCAACCCCCAGCUGCCUUCCCACUGUGGCCCCCCAGCAGCCCACCCUGAUCUGCCCUCCAGUAACCCCCUCCCCCCGUUCCCCUCUCUCCCUCCCUGUGUCUCCCUUCUCGCUAGGGUUGAUCUGCACUUUAUUUCUGUGGCUGGGUUCAGGCAUGGGGUGGCCGAACCCAGCACUGGGGGCACGGAGGGGUCGUGGGACCUGCAGGGCCCAGAGCAGUGGCUUGGCAUAGGGCUGGGCAGCGGUGGGCGCCCUGGCCUCUGUCAGGCCCUGGCUGGGGGUGCGUCUCACUCUGUGUUACUCCAGGGAUGCAUGCCCCAGGCCUGCCCAUCAUAGCACUGCCAAGCCCCGGCACGUCCCCCCCCACCCACAGACCCCCACAGGUGGGAGGGUGUCCAGCCCAGUUCCCCCCCCCUCCUCCUCCGUGCUGGGGGCUAGUCUCCAGGAGGAUCCCCCAAUCCUGGCUGCACCCCCCUGCCUAGGGAGCCCUACAGCCAUCGCCGCUAUGAACUCCCCAGGAGCCAGCUUCUGCCCCUCCUGUCCCCAGGGCAAUGCUACCCCCUGCCUGUCUCACGCCCAGGAGCCAACAAUCUAAGCUUCCCCCCUCAGCUUUCAGCCCCCCAGUCCCAGGGUUACAGCCAGCACGCUCCACCCCUGGUUGCGAGUGGGGGUGGGGCUGCCGUACGCUAAGGAAUCAUAUGUACAAAAUAAAGUAUUCUGAAAGGA
This is a messenger RNA of Dermochelys coriacea (leatherback sea turtle), 2215 nucleotides long. RefSeq names its product tripartite motif containing 3 (gene TRIM3). Gene Ontology annotation, biological process: protein polyubiquitination; proteasome-mediated ubiquitin-dependent protein catabolic process; negative regulation of translation. The record is from RefSeq and is a predicted model, not a curated record. The coding region runs from base 35 to 619 and encodes 194 amino acids. The transcript is spliced from 6 exons. Gene Ontology annotation, molecular function: protein binding; translation repressor activity; ubiquitin protein ligase activity. NCBI's taxonomy places the organism in Eukaryota, Metazoa, Chordata, Testudines, Dermochelyidae.